Messenger RNA from Aspergillus neoniger CBS 115656, 1130 nucleotides. RefSeq lists its product as uncharacterized. NCBI's taxonomy places the organism in Eukaryota, Fungi, Ascomycota, Eurotiomycetes, Eurotiales, Aspergillaceae. The transcript is spliced from 3 exons. The coding region runs from base 82 to 885 and encodes 267 amino acids. The record is from RefSeq and is a predicted model, not a curated record.
CUCAUCCACACAUCAUUUUCUAUGUAAAUCAACUACUCGGUAUCUCACAAAUCAAGAAAAUCCUUUUGAUUCUCCACCACUAUGACACGCGUUGCAGAAUCUCCGGCCCGUCGCCAGGUACGGGUGGCAUUGAGGGACUUGGCGCUGAAUAUCAAGAGCCUAGCAGUUGAUGAGUUCGACCUGCAGCAACUAGAGAACAUCAGUACCAACGUCGAUUCUAUGGUGCUAGACGAAAUGUCAUCGGAGAAGCCGAUCUAUUUUGCGCCCUAUUCAGACCACUCCUUUCCAGAGCCCAAUGACGAUGACCUUCAUGGAUCUUAUAACGGUGUAGAUGAUGAAACAGACCCUGCUUUCAGCCGUCCCUAUGAUCGCGCAUACGUGAUGGACAUGCACCUUGACUCUUACAUCAGCUACUACAACCUAAAAGCCAAACGUGAAGGGUAUAGAAGCCCCUGGGUCCCAAAAUGCAUCGGGGAUUCAGCAUUUGGUAACAUAGGCCUGUACCGGGAUGAGCAGCCAGAGUUCGGAUGCUUCAGUAUCGCGGAGCCGAAGGACCCUGCCUGUCCACAUAUUAAAGCGAUCAUUUACAAUAACAUGGUCGCCACGGAUUCCACAAUUCUCUUUGGCGAGUUGAUGCCCAUUCUCCGAAUCAUGUUGAAGCAGUAUUGGAGAGCAAAGUACAUAUAUUCAAUGGUCUCACCGGUCUUGGUGUUCUCGCUCAUGGGUUUACAGGCUCGAGUGAUUGAAGCCUUUUUCCAGGGUCAAGAGCUGAUUAUACGCCCCACCAAACUGUAUGAUUUCAGCCACGGGAAUCCCAGUGCCUUCAAAACGUUUACCCAGUGGUAUAUGGGCAAACCUAUCGGGGAUACUACGAAGGCUUCCUGAUACCUUCGCGGCUUUCGCAUCAGCUUGUCAUCAGCUACAUGUCACGUGCUUUGGUUGUUAUCACGUUGCUCUCUAAUCCUUUCUCAUCGUUCCAGCAGGGAGUCAUGGUACGUGGGAGAUGUAUGUCACGUGGAGGAGUUGCAAGGCGUAUGUUUGUUUAUGAAGUACAUGACUAAUGUGGGAUGGGUCUGUUUCUUUAUUGUGAUGUUUCUCAGCAGUCCGCUUCUGCAAUAACAUUUCUGGGG